AAAGGUCUGUUAGAAAGCAUUGAUCCUCUCCUUACUGCUUGAACGCAAGAAAAAUAAUAAUUUAAAUUAAAAAUAGGAGCAACAUGGAUUUUAAUAGACUGUGGGUUAGUUCUUUGAUUGCUAUAUUGUUUACUGUCCAUAGAUUAAUUCAGAUAUGUUUAUGGUUAUAUGAAUGUGCUUCUUUCAGUGCAUGUUCCCUUCCCAGUGUGCUGCUUCCUAAUUUUAGAGGGUUCAUAUUGCAGGAGGCCUUUGAACAAUCAGGCGUGGCUAUUUUGUGGGUAUAAAUAUUUGACAAGUGUCUUGGGGUGGAGUUUCAGACCCUGCUUUUGAACAUUCCCUUAAAGACAGCUGUCGAGCAACCUUCUGGCAUCAGUGCCAGGAUUGUCCCACUGAGGUUUGAACGGCUGUUAUAUUUCAACUCCCGUAGACUGAUCCGAGGACGGGAAGUAUGGAUCAUCGUGCAGCCCUGGAAAUGGAUAAAAUUCACCCAAACCGCCAGUCGAGCAUCACAGAUGAUGAAGAAGAACAAGAUGCUGCAUUUACCAUUGUCAGAGUCCUGGACAAGGUAGCCACCAUAGUAGACAGCGUGCAGGCCAGUCAAAAACGGAUUGAGCAGCGCCACAGAGAAAUGGAAGACGCCAUCAAGACCAUUCAGAUUGACAUUCUAAAGCUGGCUCAGGCCCAUGGCAACACAGGAUACACAGUUAACAAGCUGUUGGAGAAAACACGCAAAGUUAGUGCUCGGGUCAAAGAAGUAAGAGCCCGAGUAGAGAAGCAGAAUGUUAAUGUGCAAAAUGUGGAGACCAAACAGGAAGAAAUGCUGAGGAAAAACAAGUUUCGUGUUGUCAUUUACCAGGAAGACAUUCAGUGUCCAUCUUCUCUGACCGUUGUCAAAGACCGAACACAAGGGGAAAGCACAGAAGAUGCCUUCUGCCCACCUGAUGAUCUCUCUUCUGAUGAGGAGUAUUACAUAGAAGAAAGCCGAACAGCCCGUUUUAAGAAAUUGGGGAUGAGGCGCAUCAACAACAUCAAGAAAGCAUUUUCAAGAGAGAACCUUCAGAAAACAAGGCAGAAUUUUGGCAAUAAGGUGGAUAGGCUUCGUACUCGAAUAGUAACACCUGAGAGAAGAGAACGAAUAAGGCAAUCAGGAGAGAGGCUGAGACAGACUGGGAUACGGUUCAAGAAAAAUAUUGCCAAUGUCGCACCAAUUAAGGAGAAUUUGAAAAAGUAUAGGAAAACUAAAGAGCAACCAGGGGCUGAAGGCCAACAAGGAACCCAAGAAUCUGGCCCUGAAACAGCAACAGAAAAUAGGGAAGCUGAACCAGCCACUGAAGAAAUUUCCUACACUGAAGUGAUAACGAAAGUGAAGAAGGACAAAGGGGAUGGAUCAAAACACCUUUCUCAGGCAGAUGAGAAAGUAAUGAUUCCUCCUGAGAAGAACCUGAUCAAACCAGAGACGAAAGAGGAUGCCCUUCUAAUGGAUCUAAAGCAGCCAGUUUAAAUGGCAAACAUCUGCUGGUGAGGUGGUAUCAGUAUGGCGGGGAAAGAGCAAUUCCUGUCAUGCUGGAGGUGCAGAACAAUGGCUUUCAUACUGCCUGAAGAGACCUUGAAGUAUUGCGUGUUGCAGAAAGUUUGGGGCCCAGCCCAAGGUUUGGUUUCUAUUUGGACAUGCCAAAUUGGUCAGUUGGGUUUAUCUGUCAACCCACCAAACCGAGCAGCAUGUGUUGACAUUCUUUUCCUACCAUGCGUUGUUCAAAUGUAUUUUUUUCUAAAACUCCCAUUAUCCCCAUUCUUACUAUGGAUUAUGGUAGUGGUACUUUGUAGGGUGCUGGUUGGAGAAAGUUGUAGGACUCUUUCAGCAUUUCCCAAUAUUUUACAGGAAAGUCAGUAAUGACAGACUUUUGCUAUCCUACACGGUAUCCUAUACAGUUUGCCUGAUGAUUGAUAAGCUCUUCUGGACAAUCUGCAAUCCCAAGGGAAAAUUGUAAUCUAUAUAUAAAGAGAUAUGCUUGGAUUAAAUUACAGAAGAGAAUAGACCGAUAUGUAUGUAUGUAUGUAUAUAUAUAACAGGUACUACAUUUCAACAUUGAAAGGUGAUAGAAACACCCUCUCCCAGAUUUAAUGACAUUAAUUUCUCAACAAGUUUCUUCUGUUUUUAUUUUUUAUGUACAGUGACAACUACAAAAAGUAAAUCUCAUUAUUUGACUUAUAAGAGAUAUCCGGCUGUUGCACAAAGUAGGUGAAUUGUGGGCUUGAACAAAUCCAUCAACAGGUAACCAUUAACUCCUUCUCUCCCUGCCCCCUGUACUUUUAUCCAAACAGGUUUCUCCCCCCACAACCCCUUUUAUCCAGAUAGGUUUGUUGGAGAAAAUUGAUUAUGAUAAUCUGCAGAGAAUCGGAUAUUUCUUUGCAAGGCAAAAUAUGGAGAGAACUCUAGUUAGGAAUGUGGCAGAGCUUCAGGGAAUUCACCUUUGCCCCACCUGGAAAAGAUCAUUAGGAUCUUGCUCAUAAGUAGUGACUUAGCCUUUAGACUGGCCAUUCCAUGAAUGAAAGGGCUCCUUUCAUUUAGGAAGACAGCAUAAAUGUCCUUCUGGAGGGAGAACACGGAGAAGUCAUGGUAUCCUAAACCACCAAUGGUUUGAGUGGCUUAUUGUUGGUUUAUUCAACCAAUGUAUAUUCUAUUCUGUUUCAGAGGCUUGUAAUCAGAUAGUAUUGUGGUGAGAUCCUUUGAAUGAAAAAAUAAAAAUAAAUCUGUAAAGGGCCUGUUUGUAAAUGUAUUCUUUUAGCUGCAUCAGUUUAAUAAGAGAACUUGCCUCAACUUUAACAAGUUCAUUGCAAUGUAAAAAACCCCCAAAAUUGGUGCUUUUGUGCAGAGCUGCCGCAGAAUCUCCAGGUGCUCAUUAAUGACCGGAGUUAAUGACCUUUAAAUAAGGUAUCGUUUUCUGUCAACUCUCAAAAACUUUGCUCCAGAAUAACCCAUUAUGAUGCAGUUUCUUAAUCUGCUUCCAUUUUAUAGUUUUAACACUGAUGACUUAGUAUAAUCCAAGUAUACACAUUUUGUAUCAAUAUAUGCAGAGUUCCAUGACUAUAUAAAUUAUGCAAAUGACUUUUUUUCCUAAAAUUUGCUAUAUUCUGCAGAUUGUAAUGAUAUUGAGCUUUGCCAAAUGCUCCUGCUUUUUGAUUGUCAAAACUCUGAGACUCAUCUACCUCAGUAUAAACAUGAGAUAUUAUCUUUUUGAGUGUUAUAAAAUUUAUUUUUUUCAAUCAUAUUUAAUAGAAAAAAUAUGCUUACCUUCUGGUCCUUCUCCUGUCCCCUGCCCAAGAUUGUUCAGGACACUGUUUCCCAUGACCAACAUAUUUUUGGCAUAAAGUUCUGGUAUUCUUUAGUUUCUCAAGUACCCGGUAAUAGCAUUUAACUUUCAGCGCCAAGGAGUAGUAGUUGUAAGAAAGUAAUGCUACACUUUACAUUCAGUGGUUCAACAAUUUCAAAGUGGAUUAGUGUUUCCAGAUUGAGAUGGGUGACUUAACUGCAGUGGAAGGCAGAGGAGACAGGCUGUAUAAGGAGAAAGCAGUUUCAUAUGUACUGUAUGUUUCUACACACUGUAAAAAUAAGAAUGGUACCAAAUAAAAAAGAAUGUGUAACUA
Molecule: messenger RNA, 3645 nt
Organism: Pantherophis guttatus
Lineage: Eukaryota; Metazoa; Chordata; Lepidosauria; Squamata; Colubridae
Gene: CAVIN4
Product: caveolae associated protein 4
Biological process (GO): regulation of gene expression
Cellular component (GO): caveola; cytoplasm
Source: RefSeq, a predicted model, not a curated record